CACAGCUGCGCGGCCACGCCCCUCGCCCAGGGGUUCCAAUCGAUGUGCUGGCUGGGUCGCUGGGACAGAUACAGUGUUGGUGCUGCCCGGAGGAUGACAGCUCGCACCAGGUAUCAUCAUGGGGUGUAGCAUUUGGAAGCAGUUUGGACGUCUCCAGUAAUCUUGGCUUAUAACCUCUGCUGGCCAGGGAGAAGCCAGAUAAAGUUGAAGGAGUGAUAGACGCACCUCAGGCACGAUGGAGGAGGAAGGGACAGAAUGGCUUGUAUUCGCUGUGCAUAGGCUCGUUUCUUGGGGGGCAUCAGCUGCCAUGAUAUUUGGAGGAGUCGUGCCAUAUAUACCCCAGUAUAGAGACAUAAGAAGAACCCAGAACGCAGAUGGCUUCUCAGUUUACGUUUGUCUCAUGCUCUUAGUAGCUAACAUCUUGAGGAUAUUGUUUUGGUUUGGACGUCAUUUUGAGUCCCCUCUCCUUUGGCAGAGCAUCAUUAUGAUUGUUACUAUGCUGCUGAUGCUGCAACUGUGUACAGAAGUCCGAGUGGCAAAUGAUCUGACCACAAAGCGUCGCUUAUUCACAGCUUCAGAUAGUAAGGAUGAAGAAUUCAAAACUCAUCCCAAGAGAUGCUUUCUGGACUUCGACAUGAACUACUUCUGGUACUGGAGCAGAUUCACGGACUAUGUGCAGUGUGUGCUGGCAUUCACUGCUGUGACUGGGUACAUCACCUAUCUGUCUCUGGACUCUGUGCUCUUUGUAGAGACCCUGGGCUUCCUUGCAGUAUUCACUGAGGCUAUGCUUGGCAUUCCACAGCUUUAUCGGAAUCACCAGAAUAACUCCACAGAAGGAAUGAGCAUCAAAAUGGUACUGAUGUGGACAAGUGGAGAUACCUUCAAGACUGCGUACUUUAUUCUCAACCAGGCUCCCUUCCAGUUUACGGUCUGUGGCCUCCUGCAGGUUCUUGUAGACAUUACCAUUUUGCUGCAAGUGUAUGUAUACAGCGUAUACCCUCGGAAGCCAGUGCCACACACCACAUAUGUUACUAGUGCCAAAGCUCUGUGAUGAAGAGAAUAUGGACGGUCUGAUCACGUGCUUCCCAAUUCUAGAACUGCUUCUGCACCAAGAAUGCACGUCUAUUGUUUUUAUUCUCAGUGUUUUUGUCUCCAAAGAUUUUCCACAGUGCUGUUACACUCAUCCACUGUCAGCACCCCUGCUUUGUAAAAGUCUUCCCGUCAUAUCAUAAGGAAUUUAUCAGCAUAGUGUGAAUUGAAAUCUAAAGUAUAUGCUUACUUGUAUGCUUGUGUAUUCAUUUGAAUGCAGAAAAAAUAUAUAUAAGUAUGUCAGACUUAAAUACAUUUUAUCAAUGUUGGGCUAGGGCACAUGCAGACUUUGCUGAAUGUUACUUUGUUGGUUUGCAUUCAAGGGCAUCUGAACUAUAGAGGGAGUCCACAUGCUACUGUGGGGCCUCACUGGUAGGGGAGAGGUUACCAGACUAGCGAAAUAUUCACCCAACACACUUGCCGUCCAUACACAUCAGGCAAAAAAGACGGCCAAAAUUGAUAAUUUUGGUCAACUGUUGUUUGAAAGACAAUGUGAUCACACAGUUUGGAAGAUUUAGCCCGUGGAUGGCCAAAACCACAUUUGUAUAGCAUGAUUGGCCUGGUUUGGCCGAUCAGUUACCAUUAUACUCAGGGACCAGGUAGUCAAAAUUUUGAAAAACACGCUCCCUGCUUGGCCAGUUUAGUCUCUCAAGUUGCUGGUGAGAUCUGCAAUCAUUGUCUCAUGUGUAUGGUCAGCCCAAGAAUGGCCAAGCAGUGGACGAUCUUGAUUUGAAAUGGAGGGCAUCUGAUAAUAUGAGCCAGCACAUGGAACUGGUGCCAUAAAUUUUGUCAAAGGUCCCUGUCAUGGCUUCUGUAAGCCCUUGUUUGCACUGGCAGUGGACUGAACAGACCACCUGCAAAUUAUGUCUUCUGUUGGAUAAAGGGAUAUUCCACAACGUUAAAAGGGUUUUCUAAGAUUUAUAUACCUGAUCAUUGGGGGUCCGAAACCCGGGACUGCUGCCCGAUCAGUUGUUUUUCAGAUGACAUCGGCGCUUCUGUGAACAGUGUGGCUUCCUCCGUUCUUACCAAGUACAGCACCGUAUAUUGUAUAGCGGCUGUGCUUGGUUGCGCAGCUCAGCCCUAUUCACUUCUCUGGGGCUGAACUGCGACUAGGCCACGUGACCGAUGAACGUGUUUUCACUUGGCCUAGGGAAAAAUGCGAGAAG
Bufo bufo (common toad) is the source of this 2255-nucleotide messenger RNA. It is a transcript of the gene SLC66A2, whose product is annotated as solute carrier family 66 member 2. The record is from RefSeq and is a predicted model, not a curated record. Gene Ontology annotation, cellular component: endosome; trans-Golgi network. The transcript is spliced from 6 exons. NCBI's taxonomy places the organism in Eukaryota, Metazoa, Chordata, Amphibia, Anura, Bufonidae. Gene Ontology annotation, biological process: phospholipid translocation; retrograde transport, endosome to Golgi. The coding region runs from base 236 to 1051 and encodes 271 amino acids.